This is a messenger RNA of Besnoitia besnoiti, 3162 nucleotides long. Its product is annotated as DNA excision repair helicase. Gene Ontology annotation, cellular component: nucleus. Gene Ontology annotation, molecular function: hydrolase activity, acting on acid anhydrides, in phosphorus-containing anhydrides; damaged DNA binding; DNA helicase activity. The transcript is spliced from 19 exons. Gene Ontology annotation, biological process: transcription by RNA polymerase II; positive regulation of mitotic recombination; nucleotide-excision repair. The coding region runs from base 1 to 3162 and encodes 1053 amino acids. The record is from RefSeq and is a predicted model, not a curated record. Lineage: Eukaryota; Apicomplexa; Conoidasida; Eucoccidiorida; Sarcocystidae.
AUGGUCGUCUUCCAGGUCGACGAGGUGACGGUCUACUUUCCGUACGACUACAUCUACCCUGAACAGUAUGCUUACGUCCGUGCACUCAAACAGACGCUGGACGCCAAGGGCCACGCGGUUCUCGAGAUGCCCACGGGCACCGGCAAAACCGUCGCUCUGCUCUCCCUGCUGACGUCCUACCAGCUCGCGCAUCCCCAACUCGGGAAGAUUCUCUACUGCACUCGAACGGUGCCCGAGAUGGAGAAGGCGCUGAUGGAGCUGAAGGGCGUGAUUGACUACCGCAUCGAAGAGAUCCGGAAGGAGCGAGAGCGCAAGGUGCGCAAGGAGAGUUCCGCGGCGUCGCCGCCAGCUUCGCCGACCGCCGCUGCGACGGAGGCGGUCGGACCGAAGCCUGGAAACUGCGCCAGCGAUCCCGGCACAGCGGGGAAGGGGCGCGCGCCCGCGCCCAGCUCACCAGCCGUCCCUGGGCGGCGAGACCCCGGGGAAGAGGCUCCUAAAAUCGGCAAGGAUAUGACAAGCGGCGGGUACAUCCUCGGCGUUGGUCUCUCUGCGCGACGGAACAUGUGCAUCAAUCCGGCAGUGUGUCAGCAGCCGGACCGAGAAAAGAUUGACGAGUCAUGUCGACAACUGACAGCCCCGUGGGUGCGCCAGCGCUACCUCACCAGCUACAACCCGCCCACGGCGCGCCCGCUUUCGGCCCCUCGCGGGUCGGCGGAGCCCGACGGCGAGGCUCCGGCCGCGGACAUCGAGAGCCUCGCCAGCUGCGGCGGGGGCGAAUCUCGGCGCGGCGGCAGUCGCGAAGCAGAAAGGCUCGAGGCGAUUGCGUCAAACGAAGAGGCCGAGCCGGGGCACUACUCGCCCUCGCUCUGUCCGUGGUACGAGAACUUGGACCGAUACUUCACCCCGCAGUUCUUCCCCGCUGGCGUGUAUACCAUUGAGGAACUGAAGAUUGCCGCAGGGAACUGGCGUCACCCCAUUCUCAACCGGAGCCUGCCCUUCUGCCCGUAUUUCCUCGCACGUCGGCUCCUCCACAUCGCCAACGUUGUCGUCUUGAACUAUCAGUACAUUCUCGACCCCAAGGUCUCGCAGGCCGCGCUGCUGUCGCCGCUGCCUGACGGGAUCUCGGCCUCGCACACGACGGGCGCUCAGUCGCGCUCGACGUAUUCGAAUCCGUAUCAGCCGCAAGGCGCCGGCGGGCUGGUGAACGAGGAAGUCCAGUACGAGGGCUCUGUCGUGGUGUUCGACGAGGCGCACAACAUCGACAAUGUCUGCAUCGAGGCGUUGAGUGUGAAUAUCAAUCGCUCCGUGAUGGAGGCGGCGCUGCGGAACCUGAGUCAGCUGGCGGAAAAAAUCGAAGAAGUGAAAAAGGAGGACGCGGAGCGCCUGCGCGAGGAAUACGAGAACCUGAUACGCGGCCUCAAGCGCCGACGUGAAGACGAGGAAGGAGCCUCUGCGUCCGCCUCUUCAUCAUCGUCUUCGUCGUCGUCUUCUUCCUCGUCCUCGGCUGGCGAAGGCACGCGGAGCGAGGCGGAGGAGCUCUCGCGGGGUGGCGAAGAUAGAGCAGAAGGAAACGAACCUGCUUCGUCGGGCUCCGGGGCGGAGGACAAGCCAGGGGAAGUGACUAAGGGCAAGAAGAGACCCGCAGAAGGCCAGAGAUCUUCGGGCGCAAGGUUCAUUCUGGAGAACGAGACACUCGAUCUUCUGGCGAGCCCUCUGCUCCCCGAAGACGCUCUGAUGGAGCAGGCCGUUCCGGGCAGCAUUCGGAAAGCCGAGCACUUCGUCUCUCUCAUGCGUCGCAUUGUCUCCUACCUAAAGUCUUACAUCAAGAUCUACGAACUGAAGAGCGAGGGGCCUCUGUCAUUUCUCCACAUGUUUGAGAAGGAGACCCAUAUCGACGCGAGCUUGCUCAAGUUCUUCUACGACCGCCUGAAGAGCCUCUUCAACACGCUGCAGAUCACCGAGGUCGAGUCGUACGCGCCACUGACGCUGGUGGCGGACUUCUGUACACUCGUGGCUACUUACUGCGAAGGGUUCAUUCUCAUCUGCGACCCGUAUCCGGAAGCUGUCGGCUUGUACGACCCUCUUCUCCAGCUCUCUUGUCUGGAUGCCUCGCUGGCGAUGCAGCCGGUCCUGAAGCGCUUCCAGUCACUCAUCUUGACAUCCGGAACGAUUUCGCCUCUCGAGUUGUACCCGAAACUCCUCAAUUUCGUGCCGGUGGUCACCGAGUCCUUUCCGAUGUCGCUGGACCGGAACUGCAUUUGCCCAUUGAUCGUCGCCCGCGGAUCCGACCAGGUUCCUCUGACGUCAAAGUUCGAAUAUCGCCAUGACAUGAAUGUCUUGAGGAACUACAGCAACCUGCUGAUUGACCUGUGCAAGCACGUGCCAGACGGUCUCGUCUGUUUCUUUACCUCGUACUCCUAUAUGGAGUCUGUUCUGUCAAACUGGUAUCACAGCGGGGUCCUGGCGCAAGUUCUGGACUACAAGCUCAUCUUCAUCGAGACCAAGGACGUCGUGGCGACAACGCUGGCGCUUCACAACUUCCGACGGGCGUGCGAAUGUGGUCGCGGCGCGGUCUUCUUCUCGGUCGCACGGGGCAAAGUUGCUGAGGGCAUUGAUUUUGACCGCCAUUUCGGAAGAUGUGUGGUGCUCUUCGGCGUCCCGUUCCAGUACACUCUCUCGAGAGUGCUGAAAGCCCGACUGGAUUUCAUUCGGGAGCAUUAUCAAAUUCCAGACAAUGAGUUUCUCACUUUCGACGCCAUGCGCCAGGCUGCUCAGUGCGUUGGGCGUGUCAUCCGAAGCAAAAACGACUAUGGGUUGAUGAUUUUUGCCGACGCGCGGUACAGCCGUGCUGACAAGCGAAGUAAAUUGCCACCAUGGAUUCUCAAGCAUUUGGACAACGCUCACUUGGCCCUCAACACGGAAACUGCGAUAAGUGUCGCUCGAACCUUUCUGCGCCACAUGUCCCAGCCGCCUCCGCCUCCUUCGGCUUCCAGACUGGAUGCUCGCCAGCUGCAACAACCUCACCAACAGCAAAGCCGCGAUGUAGUGCGGCGUCCGCUGAUUGUAAGCGGCACUGGUGUUACCUCUCAGCCGAAAGAGGAAGACACAGAUAUUUCGCCUGAAGCGAGCGGCGCUGAUGAGAAAAAGGGCCCUUCCGGGUGA